Vidua macroura (Pin-tailed whydah) is the source of this 457-nucleotide messenger RNA. RefSeq names its product interleukin 18 binding protein (gene IL18BP). Lineage: Eukaryota; Metazoa; Chordata; Aves; Passeriformes; Viduidae. Gene Ontology annotation, molecular function: interleukin-18 binding. The record is from RefSeq and is a predicted model, not a curated record. The transcript has 2 exons. Bases 44 to 457 code for a protein of 137 amino acids.
UCCACCCACAGCCAAGAUUUUGGGGUGCUGAUGAGGUGGGGAAAUGUUCCCCUUAAUUAGGGAGGGGGGCUGUGCCUGUGCUUGGGGGGCACUGGGGACGCUUGCAGCCCUCCUGCCCUUCACACCCCCUCCGGCUGCAGGUGACAGUGUGACUGUGUCAUGUGAAGCAUUGAGUGAGCUUCCAGAGUUGACGCUGCUCUACUGGCUGGAGAAUGGCUUCUUUGUGAAGAGCCUGCACCCAGAUGGGGCUGUGCGUGAGGGGACAGUGCAAGAGGAGCUGCAGGGCUCGGGGAUGGCCCUGCACCGUGACCUGCACUUCAGCUCCUUCGACAACCAGCACCUGCACACCAACUUCACCUGCAUGGUGCUCAGUCCCUUCGGUGUCGACACCAGGGAGGUGCGAUGGCUGUCCCAAGCACUGGCCCCUGUCACUGGGAAGAGUGGAGGCCUGGGCUGA